UUGUGACGGACGCUCUUACUACGUCUUAGUAUUCACCAAGUGCUUGUUUCGUCAGCAUGUGUGCCUAGAAGCAUCGCUCGUAAAAUGCUGUGUUUCAUAUAGCCGUCCAUCAGCCGCAGUCCUGACGGUGGAUGAAGAAACCUUUUUAACUCUGUGUGAAGAUAAUUGUGCCUAAAGUGACGAUUUAGACCACACCUGCAUCAAGAUGACAUCGUCAACUCUGCUUCGUCUGGUUUGCGUUGUGCUCAUGGUGGCAGUGGAAAUGUCUUUGUCUCGCGCUUCUCCGCAUCCUGAACUAGGGCUCGUCAUACACCCAGCCUUCUCUUCACCAGUUUAUAUCGUAAAGAACCUGGACACGACUCACGAAGACUCUCGGGUGAAGAAAGAGGCGCAGACACUGGUACAGGAUACAGCUUGUGAGCUCAACAUCACGGAAUCAGACUCUAAACUUCAUGAGGUCAAAACUGUGGCGAAGAAGUCCUUCUCGUUCUUUAUUAAACCCGAGACAUCUUUCAAGAAACUCGUGUUCAAGCUGGGUAUGCAGAACAUUUUUCACGUGUCAGAAGAAUUCCAUGCUGACGAAGAAAUAACGCUAAGCUCACAGGAUUUAGCACGUUCAGGAGAUAAGCAGCACUGGACGAAUGUGCGGGUGGAAUAUUACAAGUAUGAACGAAGAGGAUUCGACCGCCAUGGCUUCAAAGUCUCUUUUGGCAAUAUGACGCACAACCAAAUGACGCAAGACUGGUGGUUCUUCAGCGGCUUUAGAAAAUUUACCGUCUUCGCCGAGGGAGCCGCUCAAGUCCUCUUCAACUGUGCCCCGAGCAGCCUGGAAGAGCCCCUUGUGAGCGGCUAUGUGUCCUACAGCAUGUGGGUGAUGGUGGGGCUGCUCAUCGUUGCCAUCUUCCUUCUGGCCUCCCUGUGCAUGGUGUGGGUGUAUCUUCGCCAGCAGAGGGAGAAAAGGAAAGCGCCUGUUUCACCAAUCAAGUACCCAGUGUACGAGGAGUUCGACGAGGUGGUGCUGGAGAAGAUCAAACAAAAGGUGGAGGCGCUGCGCACUGGCAAGAUCGUGAGCGAUGCAGACACGGUGGUGAUGGGUCACGCGCCACGGCAGGAUAACUUUUAUGUGCUGGAGGGAUCGGGUUAUGCAGAGCUGGAAGGAGACGACCCGGAAAAGCACCUUUACGAGGACAUAGACCAGGAUUAUAAGCAGCGAUUUGCGGCAGACAGUGUGUACCAGAGCUUCUCCAACGCCCACAACAGCGACCAAAACACAUACGCUAUCGACAAUAUCUACGAGAGCUUGCCAGGGUACGAGGAGUGUCUGAAAGGGCGAGGAGACGCGACCAAAAUCUCUACUCGUUACAGUUAAAGUUGAUGAGGCGUCUUAGUGCACCAGAUGGGCCUGCCUAGUCUGUCUCGCCCUACUUUCUGCAUCCAAAGGACACUAAAGAUGCUUCAUGUCUCUUUCACCUGCUGAUGCGUUCCGGUGUGCCAUGUGAACCUGCCUGCAUUGCCUUACCUCCCUUUAUAAACGUAAAGGGCUCUAAUGAUUCUUCAAGGCUCCUCCUUCACAUUUAUAGGUGCUUUGUGCUUGAUUGACCUGCCUUCCGUGUGUCGCCUCCUCCUACAUACUAAGAACUGCAGGAAUUCUUCAGGACUCCUCUUUCACAUUCUGAGGCAUCCUGGUGUUUCUGAUUGACCUGCCUGCGCUCCCUUUAUUAACUACCUACAUGGCAAGGACUUUUUCAUGCUUCCGUUACCUUCCCUUUACCACGCAGUCUCUCCUUUUUCAAACUCCAAAGAUCCUUUCAAACCCAUUUUUCACCAUUAAGAACACUCUAACCGGUCUUCGAUUCCCCCAAACUUCGUUAAAUCCUCUCCUUUAAUCUUCUUCGCAUCCUGCUACACACUCCCACUGCUCUAGUAACCUGAAACCUUCCCUGUAAUGUCCCUCCUCCUCAUAUUGGUGAAGGACUCCAACGAUCUUUCAAGACUCUCCCUUCACCUCCUAUAACACAUUCUUCUUCUGCUCUCUAAACCUUAUUCUUAGCACCCUUACCUCUUCCUACGUGAACAAAAUUCCAGUUAUUAUUUAACUCCCAGCCGCAUCCUGCUGCUUUGUCUUAAAGUUCGUCUCCUCUAAGACUUUCCCUUAUCACCUCCUCUUCUUCUUCCCUCUCUGCCUCCUCUCCCUGUUCUUUGUCCCCGUUUUCCUCCAGUCCCUACACCCCUCAUCCUCAUCCUUCAGCUGUUCAUUAAAACAAUAGCAAGUGUAGCCUGGUAUGGUAUGACCUAACACAUUCGACAUAAUUGUCUGCACAGUGACUCAUGUAUCCAUCUGUUCCAUAUUGUCACAUUAAUAAAGCAUUUCACUAAGUUAACUCUGUGCUUCCAAGUGUUGUGUUCAUUAAGUCUAUUCUACUCGUUUUUACCUAUUUUUUUCUUACCUUUCUUACUUUUUUUCUUACCUCCAUUAUUUCUUUGUAGCUGUAUCGUCCCUUGUAACUCAUUUUUUGUAACUUUGUACCAUUUUGUCGUCUUUAAUUAAGUACCAUAUAUACUCUCCUCUGUACCAUUUUCCUGUAUAUUUACAUCCAUUUCUAUUGUCUUAGCAACUUUUCUCUGGUCCCCUUUUAGCCAUUUCAAGUUUCCUCUCAUUAUGCCCUUUUUUUAUGUUACUCUUUAUUACAUCUUUGAUCUUUCCUCUUUUGGUCUCAAGGAUUACGAACAUUCACACUGCCUUCGAUCUGAAACCUUCCGUUCACACACAAAUACAGAAAUAUAUAGAUAUAUAGAUAUAUAGAUGAAAAUAGAUAACUAUGUGAAUAAAAAGAUAAGUAGAUAGACAGACCGAAAUGUGUAUAAGCAGAUACAUAGAUGUUGAGUAAUUGACAGCAAAGUAGUUGGAACAGCUUUCCUUCUACUGUAUUUAGUCCUCCCUACAACUUGAACCUUUUCAAGAGGGAAUUAUUUCGACAUCUCUGGAAAUAAAUCGAUGAUGUCAUUGUUUU
This is a messenger RNA of Eriocheir sinensis (Chinese mitten crab), 3011 nucleotides long. RefSeq lists its product as uncharacterized. The transcript is spliced from 2 exons. Lineage: Eukaryota; Metazoa; Arthropoda; Malacostraca; Decapoda; Varunidae. The record is from RefSeq and is a predicted model, not a curated record. The coding region runs from base 206 to 1369 and encodes 387 amino acids.